Akanthomyces muscarius is the source of this 222-nucleotide messenger RNA. RefSeq lists its product as uncharacterized. Bases 1 to 222 code for a protein of 73 amino acids. The record is from RefSeq and is a predicted model, not a curated record. The transcript has 5 exons. NCBI's taxonomy places the organism in Eukaryota, Fungi, Ascomycota, Sordariomycetes, Hypocreales, Cordycipitaceae.
AUGGAGAUGCACCCUACAGGCACUCUACUGCCAUCAUUUCGAUAUCCGACCGCCCCACCACGACGACACACUCCGACGACGAGAGCUGAUCAAAAACUUGCCCUUUUGCCCAUCCAUCCAUACUACCUAGGUACCUUUGGCCAGCCGCCAAGGCACGGUACUCUGUACAGGCAUCCACCUCUACAGCCCAGCCUUGCUACAGGACACUCUCCUGCCUCCUAG